Molecule: messenger RNA, 1518 nt
Organism: Oldenlandia corymbosa var. corymbosa
Lineage: Eukaryota; Viridiplantae; Streptophyta; Magnoliopsida; Gentianales; Rubiaceae
Source: the annotation of a GenBank genome assembly
GUGAGUUCACUGCCAGUAGUGUUUUUCCGAAUCUGUGGACUCUGAUGGCAUCUUUUUUUUUUCCUCGUAGGAUUUUCUAUUCUGAGAGCCCAUCACUUUCCGAUUGGUGAAUUUUGGAGCAGCACGAACCUCUAAUAAUUAUUCAAACUCAGUUUUAAAAAAAUCCCAGAUUUUGUUUCCCCUUGUCUCACCAAAGUAGGCUAUUACAUAUACAAACAAAUAGUAAAACAUUAACAGAGGGCCAGAGGCUAGGAAACAAAAGGAAACUAAUCUCUCUCUUCCUCCAGCCAGACUGAAGUUGAGAAGGGGAGAGGAGAGGGGCUCAAAUGGGUUUUGUUGAAGAGGAGAAACAACUAGAGCAGGAGGGAGUUAUGGCUACGGAUUUUUUCUGGUCAUAUACGGAUGAACCCCAUGCCUCUCGCAGAAGACAGAUCCUUUCUGAGCAUCCCGAAAUCAAACAACUUUUUGGUCCCGACCCUUUUGCUUUCCUUAAGAUUUUUAUGGUUGUCUCGCUUCAGCUGUGGACUGCGACAUUUCUCAAUGAAGCAGGUUGGUUGAAACUAUUAAUCGUGGCCUAUUGUUUUGGCUCAUUUCUCAAUCAUAAUCUCUUCUUGGCCAUUCACGAGCUCAGUCAUAACCUUGCCUUCUCAACUCCUGUCUACAACCGGUGGCUUGGAAUUUUUGCUAACCUUCCAAUUGGUGUACCUAUGUCUGUCACCUUCCAAAAGUAUCAUCUUGAGCACCACCGCUUUCAAGGCGUUGACGGCGUUGAUAUGGACAUUCCAAGCCUUGCAGAAGGCCAUGUGGUAACAAACGUUUUCGCCAAAUCAAUAUGGGUUGUUUUGCAACUCUUCUUUUAUGCUCUGAGACCCCUUUUCCUCAAACCAAAACCCCCUGGUAUGUGGGAAUUCAUCAAUUUAAUCGUUCAGCUGGGCCUUGAUGCUGCUAUGGUUUACUUCUGGGGCUGGAAGUCAUUUGCAUAUCUGAUCCUGUCUACAUUUGUUGGAGGAGGAAUGCACCCUAUGGCCGGCCACUUUAUCUCGGAACAUUACGUGUUUAAACUGGAUCAAGAGACAUAUUCUUACUACGGCCCCUUGAAUCUGAUGACAUGGAGUGUUGGAUACCACAAUGAGCAUCAUGAUUUUCCUAGGAUUCCUGGGAACAAGCUUUACAAGGUGAAGGAAAUUGCACCAGAAUAUUAUGAGAACUUGAAGUCAUAUAGAUCUUGGAGCCAAGUGAUUUACAUGUAUAUAAUGGAUAGAACCGUUGGCCCCUUCAGUAGGAUGAAGAGGAAGUUAUCCACAGUAACCAACAAAAAGACUGAAUAAGUUUCUUAUGAAGUGUAGGUGCACAAACCAUUUUUCUCCUCAUUUUUGUCCCUUUGGGGGGUCUUUGUGUGAGAUACUAGCUAUUUAUAUUCUUUUUAAAUACCACUACUAUUUUAUAUCUCCUUUGUUAAACCAUUAAUACAUUCACUGAACUUAUAUUAGGAAUGAAGAGAGAGUUGAACCAUUUGAA